Caenorhabditis bovis is the source of this 2322-nucleotide messenger RNA. The record is from the annotation of a GenBank genome assembly. Lineage: Eukaryota; Metazoa; Nematoda; Chromadorea; Rhabditida; Rhabditidae.
AUGGCUGAUGGAGAACAAUUAUCGAAACUGAGACAUUGGAUUGAGCAAACGACUAAAGACGAUGCAGGAUUUGUGGAGCACAAGACAUUCGAGCAUGCUUCGAAACCGGCAAAAGGAUCAAGAGAACACAUAUCAAAGGCUAAAGGAUCGAGAGAACAGGAAUCAAAACCGAAUAAAAGGUCUCGGGAGCCAACUUGGAACGAGAAAAAACGAUCCGGAGAAGAAGUUUCGAAGGGAUCGCAUGAAAAAGCAUCGCGAAAUCGAAAAAGUUCGAAGGAGAAAAAGAAAUUCAAAAAUAAAAAGUCGAAGGAAGCUGAGUCAUUGGAAAACGACAACACAACCCAUCAUUCAUCGGAUGAUCAGGAAUCGAAAGAAUCGAAGAAAACAAAAUCGCAAUCGAAGCGUUCGCGCAAAAAUAUUAAGAAAAAGAAGAACAAAUCAAAACCAAGUAAAUCGAAUUCAUUAAAAGGCUCUAAUGAGAAAUUGUCCAACGAAAGUUAUUCCAAGUCGUCAAAAGGGAAAUUAUCGAAAAAUAGCAAAGAAAAAUCAUACAACAGCAAAGAAGAACCUGAUCGGGAAUGUUUCGAAACUCCUGCCGAUUUCGUGAUCACCAGUUUAGGGCUCGCUGUCGGCUUGGGAAAUAUUUGGAGAUUUCCAAUGAAGGCGUUCGAAAAUGGCGCAUCAGCAUUCCUUAUUCCCUACAUCGUCUGUGCUUUCAUAUUCGGCUUUCCCGCGAUUUAUAUGGAAUUGGCUCUCGGCCAGAGUUCGCAAACGACUCCACCGAUUGCAUUUCGACGGAUCAUGCCAGUUCUCGAAGGAGUUGGUUGGAUGGGGACAACUGUAUCUUUCACUAUUGCUGUCUAUUAUAUUGUCCUCAUCGCUUGGAUUACAAUUUAUUUGUUUGACGUAUUCACUGGGAAAACGUCAUCAAUGACGAAAUGCGGAAAUCCGUGGAACGUUGCUGAUACUUGUAUCGACAUGAUCAAACAAAACAUUUGUUCGAAUAUCGCAAACAGCACCGAAAUGAUUUUCAUCAACGGUGGAUGCCGUAAUAAAAAUGAAUUUUCAAAUCGGACCUUAACAUCUGCCAGUGAGCAAUACUUAAGGUAUAACGUAAUUCGAUCUUCUUCUGGAUUAUUGGACAUCAAUGAGAUCAAUUAUCCCGUCUUCGCUGCUAUGACGUUUUGUUGGAUUUUAACCGCUCUGGGCAUCGUUAAAGGGAUGAACAUCAUUGGAAAACUAUCAUACGUUGGUGUACUUCUUCCCUAUAUUCUAAUAGUCGUUCUUUUCUUUCGCGGAAUAACAUUAGAAGGCGCCAGUACAGGCCUUUAUUAUUAUUUUCUGAAUCCGGACUUCUCAAAAGUGUUUUUGACAACGACAUGGUGUGAGGCUUUGAAACAACUCUGCUUCUCAUUGGCGAUCGGAAGUAGCGGAUUGAUGAGCAUGGCCUCGUAUAACAAGAAAAAGAACAAUUGUUUUAGGGACACUCUUAUUAUCAUCACCGGCGACACAAUGAUGAGUAUUGUGGGAGGAGCUGCUGUAUUCUCGAUUUUGGGAUUUUUGGCGCAACAACGGGGAGUAACUGUGCCAGAAGUCGUUGAAAGUGGAAUGUCUUUGGCUUUUGUCGUUUAUCCAGAAGCUAUGGCAAGACUACCGGCAUCUGCCGUCUGGAACGGAUUAUUCUUGGUAAUGCUCUUCUUUUUAGGCAUAAGCUCUGAAAUGGUUCUCGUUGAAGUGCUCUGUUCGUGCAUCGCAGAUCAGAGUCGAACAUUACGAAAGUACAAAUAUGCGAUUGUGUUAGUUACCUGUGCUUUUCUAUAUGCCAUCGGAUUAGUUUUUUGUACUGACGCAGGUUUUUAUUGGUUUGAGAUGUUUGACAAUUAUGCUGGAUUCAAUGGCUUGAUAACCACCGUCGUUGAAAUUCUGGUUGUCGCCUACUUCUAUGGAAUCAAUAAUUUUCGCGAUGAUAUAUCCGAAAUGAUUGGAAGCCCCCGAAACAAAUUCACACGCAUUUUCGGCCCAUCUUCAGUAUAUUUCGAUUGGAAUUGGCGUUUGAUUUCACCAACAAUUGGCACAUUCGUUGCUAUUUUAUCAAUAUUUCGAGAUUAUCCAUUCAUGAACGAUCCAAAAAAGUAUCCGGCGUUGUUUGAUGUUGGUGGAUGGAGCACUCAACUCAUUUCUCCACUCAUGAUCCCGUUGUUUGCUAUCCUCACGUACUACAGAUUUCGCCGAGCAAAAUAUUUUGGAUUCAUUCAUGAAAGCAUUAGACAGCUCGUCAUUCGAAAAACAAGCGAAGAAAUAUGGCUGCAAGUCUUAGAAUGA